Messenger RNA from Cyclocybe aegerita, 2109 nucleotides. The record is from the annotation of a GenBank genome assembly. NCBI's taxonomy places the organism in Eukaryota, Fungi, Basidiomycota, Agaricomycetes, Agaricales, Hemipholiotaceae.
AUGACCCCCCGAAAUAGGCAGCUUCUGCUAAGGCUAUCUUGGCCAUUUUCAUCAAGCAGGAAUCAACAAGGUUUCCAGCCUUAUGCUCGACAGAGUGCUACCUGGAAAACUAAUCAUGCAUGCCUUUUCCACGAUGUGUCUUCGAGUGUCCAGCGUCGUGGAGACAGCACAGCCAACCUGCCCAUCCAAGUCGACCUACUGGAGAAAUACCGGUCGUUGGUAACGCUCGGACGCAUAAAUUACGACGAAGAGCAGAUACGGGUGGUAAUGAAGUUGAGGCGGUUACAUCGGGAGUUGACAGAUUACGCCCCUCCUGCUUUGGCUGCUCGCCUUCUCGAACCUACUCCUGAUGAAACCCAACAAGAACCGUGGUGGAUAUUCUCAGAACAGGAACGUGCACUCGAUGAUACCGGAAGAGCACUGGUCACAGUUCGUGGGCACGCGGAGGAACUUGGGGCACUAGAUACUCCGAAGGGUCUCUUACUAACGGGACCCCCUGGCUCUGGGAAGAGCUUCCUCGUCGACCUGUGGUACCAAUCAGUGCCGACAGCGUAUAAAGCACGGAAGCAUUACAACCAGCUCGUGCUCGAAAUAUAUCGCGGCGUUUGGGAAGAGACCCAGCGUCGGAUGGCCGCCAUCUACGCGAAACCGAAACCCGACGCACCUUCCUCCUCCGAGCGAGGCCCCUGGAAUAAAUCCAUCCGUCACCACAUCCAGAAACUUGUCAAGGCAGGAUCGCUCCCCAUACGAUGGGCCCGAUCGAGCACCAUAUCCGCGGCAUAUGCAGAUCCAUCUAUAGCGUUCAUGGUGGCCAAACGGCUCCUGCUGCGACACUGGCUGCUCGUGUUCGACGAGAUACAGCUGCUGGAUGUGUCGAGUGCAAACCUCCUCGCGGAUGUUUUGUCGUGGUAUUGGCGGAUGGGAGGGGUCAUUGUCGGCACAUCGAAUAAGGUUCCAGACGAACUUUAUCGCAAUGGUGUUCAGAGAGAGCGCUUAGAGCCGUUCGUCGAAGCGCUCAAGCUUAGAUGUCCGGUCACGAUUUUGGACGCGAAGAAGGAUUGGAGAGAGGUCCUCAGUGUUUCCCAACCUUUGGAACGCACAUGGUUCACAUACGACAAUCACAAGAAGUUCAAGGAGAGUGUCCAGGCACUGUCCUCUUCAGAGCCAGAACCUCGCAGUCGAGACCUUCAUGUCUUUGGACGGACUGUCAGCAUUCCCUGGGCAUCAGGCUCGGUGUGCAAGUUGUCCUUUACGGAUUUAUGUGACCAGUCGCUCGGUCCUGCCGAUUACCUGACUAUCGCCUCCACUUUCCCAGUGGUCGUGAUUUCCGACAUACCGAUUCUCCCUUUGUCGUCAAAAAAUCAAGCGCGACGGUUUAUCUCCCUUAUUGAUGCGUUGUAUGAGUCCAAGUGCAAGAUUGUGUGCCUCGCGGAGACAACGCCGGACAAACUCUUUUUCCCAGACGCCGUGGUUGCGCUGGACGAGGAGACACGAGUCGAUGAUGUGGAUGUGAUGAUGGCGGAAUCUGUGGCGGAGACGCAGGAUGUCUACAGGCCGAACGUCUCUUCGUACGAUGCUCCGCAGAUGCGUGAAGCACCAGCUGCUCCCAAGGUCGCUUUACCAUUGGACACUCUGUCCAUCUUCUCCGGCGAAGAAGAACAAUUCGCGUUCAAGCGUGCCCUGUCGCGCCUCGUGGAGAUGACAAGUGCCGCAUACAACCGCACUAACAGCUGGACACCCCUUCCGUCGAGUGCGCGUCAGUGGGAAACACGGAAGGGUCUCACCGCGUCCGCCGAAUCAGAUAUUCUCGACCUCUCAAGAAGUAAAGCCUGCUCCGAUAACCAGGAGCCUUCGACAAGUUCAAGCCCAGCGGCACCCCGAGUCGCAGGAUUCGCAGACGACUUUGCAGAGGAGGCGUCGUAUGAGAUGGCGAACACGCCUUUCAAACGACCUCAUGCUCCGAGCAUCAGUUCGGACCACGUUUGGGGAGUGAGGGAGGACUGGGGACAAAAGGCGAAGGAGUGGGGAAAAGGAGCUGAAAUCUAUAGUCGCGACGCUGAAAUCACGGCGGAAACGAGUUCGAAGCCUGAGAAUGCGAAGAAAUCAUGA